GGGUCGCGGCAGAUUAUCAAAUGCCGUGGCUGAGAGUUACUUUGAAAUUAUAAAAGAGUGUAUUCUGAAGAAGAAAACUCGUUUAAAACCAUCAGAUGCAAUUCUUAAAAUACAUCUUAGUACAAUGGCUCGUUUGGAGGCUGGACGUUACGGGUUAACACAGACAGCAGCUCAACGAAAAUCUCGUGCGUUUGAUGUGCUUAUGCCAGAGACAUGGCGAAGAAGAAAAUCUCAAUCAAGGGGCAAAUACUUUAGAAGAGCUGUUUCUGUAGAUAAAACUGUAGGCCAAAAAAGAGUUCAAAGAAGCCAAUCGGAUGAUUUGAUAAACCGGAUCGCGUUAGCGACAGCGCGAUCGCGCCGCGAAUGA
This is a messenger RNA of Didymodactylos carnosus, 367 nucleotides long. NCBI's taxonomy places the organism in Eukaryota, Metazoa, Rotifera, Eurotatoria, Philodinida, Philodinidae. The record is from the annotation of a GenBank genome assembly.